Molecule: messenger RNA, 1908 nt
Organism: Prorocentrum cordatum
Lineage: Eukaryota; Dinophyceae; Prorocentrales; Prorocentraceae
Source: the annotation of a GenBank genome assembly
AUGGCGCCUGGGGCCCAGCCAGCGCUCAAGCGCCUGGCGGCGGCAAAGAAGUCCGCUGCCUCUGUCGGCGCGCGGAAGCGGCCAGCGGCGGCAGUGACGGGGCCCAACCGGAGCAGGCCCGCCGCCGCAGGUCCGAGCGUCGGCGAUUCAUCGGGUGGCCUGGCCCACUGCCCACAUUCGGUGGCGAAUUUCAGGGAGGCGGUCGUGGUGCAGAUCGACCUCGCUCUCGAGGUCGAUUUCUCUAGGGAGAUUUUCUUCGGCACCUGCACGCUGAUGGUGCGGGUCGUCGACGCGGAGAAUCCCCCUUCCCAUGUGCUUCUGGACGCUCUCCACCUCAACGUUUUGGAGGUCUCGGAUGCGACGGACGGUGCAGCGCUUGACUGGGAAAUCCGCAAGCCCGAAGGUGCCAAGGCUGCUUUCGGGGACGCUCUGGCUGUGCGACUCCGCGGGGGCGAUAGGACAAGCAUCCGUGUGCGGUAUGAGACCACCGCGAGGAGCACGGCGAUCAGCUGGCUGACGGCAGAGCAGACGCAGAGCAAGAUGCAUCCGCUCGUGUUCACACAGAGCCAGGCCAUCUGCGGGCGAUCGCUAUUGCCGUGCCAAGACACCCCGUGCGUGAAGCAGCCGUUCACUUGGCGCAUUACGGUUCCGUCCCCGCUUACAGCCGUCGCCUCGGGCCAGCGCGAAGGUGAGGUGCUCGAGGAUGUGCUUCGAGGGACCCGCACAUUCACCUACAAGCAAGCCAUUCCUGUUAUGUCAUACCUGUUGGCCGUCAUCGUCGGGGACUUGGAGGAGAGGACUAUAGGCCCACGCAGCAAGGUCUACGCCGAGCCAGCCGUGGUGGCCGCAGCAGAGGCGGAGUUUAGCGGCAUUGUGGAGGACUACCUCGUCACUGCACAGGCGAUGGUCGGUGGGAGCCUCACCACGACUCUCGCGCACGAAAUUGUGCACUCCUGGGCGGGGAAUCUGGUAACAAACGCCUACCACAAGGAUUUCUGGCUCAAUGAGGGCUUCACACGGUACAUCGAGCGACGCGUGCUAGGUGGAAUAUUCGGCGCUGCUUUCCGCGAUCUGACCCUUGUAGUCGGAUAUGGCGAUUUGGUCAAGAGCAUCGAGAUGCUUGAAAAGUCGGGAACGCCCCACUUGACUUGCCUUGAGCCGUGCAUAGACGAUAUAGACCCGGACCAGGCCUUCUCGCGGGUGCCUUACGAAAAGGGUUCGUUAUUCCUCUUCUACCUGGAGCAGGUCGUGGGGGGUGGUGCGAGGGGUGAGUUAGGCGAAUCCAGGAUGACGGACUGGCUUCGCCGGUACAUCUGUGAUUUCCAAGGGAAAAGCAUUGAGACAAAAGACAUGGUUGCUCAUUUCAGAUCCUUCUUCAAAGACGUCCCAGGUGUAAGUGAUAUCGAUUGGCCUCAUUGGGUCAAGGGGCUGGGGCUGCCCUCCUUCGACCUGAAGAACCAUGUCGACGACAGCCUCCUGGUAAAGUCCAGGAACUUGGCGGAUGCUUGCCUCGCUGGAGGAGGCAGCUGCGCAAGCGGCGACCUGCAGGGUAUGAAAGCACAGCAGAUCAUGUUGCUUCUGGACCACUUGAUAGAAGCGGCAAACCAGGGCGCCUCCACGGCCCCCUCGAGCAGUGCCUUGGAGAAGAUGGAGGCGGCCUACGGCUUCUCCAAAACGCGCAAUGUGGAAAUCGCCUUCAGGUGGUGCGUGCUGGGAUGCAAAUGCCGCUGGGAUGGCGCCCUGGAGCCAUCAAAGACUUUUCUGGCAAGCCAUGGGCGGGGCAUUUAUGUGAAGCCUCUCUACAUGGCAUUGUCAGAGUUCAAGCCUGAAGUCGCCAAGCGAACAUUCGAGCAGAACCGCGGCUUCUAUAUGGCACCCAUCUCCAGGGGCAUCGCCACGUUCCUCGGA